Molecule: messenger RNA, 937 nt
Organism: Vigna unguiculata (cowpea)
Lineage: Eukaryota; Viridiplantae; Streptophyta; Magnoliopsida; Fabales; Fabaceae
Product: basic endochitinase
Biological process (GO): cell wall macromolecule catabolic process; chitin catabolic process; carbohydrate metabolic process
Molecular function (GO): chitinase activity
Source: RefSeq, a predicted model, not a curated record
ACUUAACACACACACAAAACAAAGGGAAAUAUGAAGUUACACACUUUUGCCUUUGCAUUAUUAGCCUACAUCCUAGUAAUAACCUCAUCGUAUUCUCAUAGUGCUGUCGGUGCUGAGGUUGGAAGUGUAGUCGGUGCUUCUCUAUUCGACCAACUACUGAAACACCGAAAUGAUCAAGCCUGCGAGGGCAAGGGUUUCUACAGCUACAACGCUUUCAUCACCGCUGCUAGAUCCUUCGCUGCUUUCGGAACCACCGGUGAUUCCAACACUCGCAAGAGAGAGGUUGCAGCUUUCCUAGCUCAAACCUCUCAUGAAACCACAGGAGGAGCAGCAACUUCACCAGAUGGACCAUAUGCAUGGGGUUAUUGCUUUGUGACAGAAAGAGAUAAGUCCAACAGAUACUGUGAUGGGAGUGGACCAUGUUCCGCAGGAAAAUCGUACUAUGGUCGAGGGCCAAUUCAACUGACCCACAACUACAACUAUAAUGCAGCUGGAAGAGCCCUGGGAGUGGACCUGAUAAACAACCCAGACUUGGUGGCAAGAGAUGCAGUGGUAUCAUUCAAGACAGCACUGUGGUUCUGGAUGACGCCACAGGGGAAUAAACCCUCGUGCCAUGACGUCAUCACUAACAGGUGGACCCCAUCUGCUGCUGACAAGGCAGCUAAUAGAGUGCCAGGUUUUGGUGUGAUCACGAACAUCAUCAAUGGUGGACUUGAAUGUGGGAAAGGUCCUACUCCGGCAUCUGGUGAUAGAAUAGGGUUUUACAAGAGAUACUGUGACGUUUUUGGAGUCUCUUAUGGUCCUAACUUGAAUUGCAGAGACCAAAGACCUUUCGGUUAAUCACUUCCAUGUUUUUUUUUUUCUUUGCUUUCGUUCCAUAAUAAGAAUAACAACGAAAAUGAUGUCGUCUCUGGCUCAUUUUCUAUAAUUUCCCCAA